UACUUAAUAAAAAUAUUGCCUGAAGGGAUGAAAUAUUAGCAUUGUGAUGUAAAUGUUUAAAAGCGUGCAAGCCACGUCACAUCAAUAGUUUGGAUUCUUUGUUAAAUCGUUUCAAGGGGGAAGGGGAUUGAUGUGCUGCUGUAAAUAGGCGAAAAAUAAAAAUGGCCAUCGCAAGCUUGCCAGACUUAUAGAUAUGUGUACUUAGCCGCAGUAAAAAUUGUUUAACGAGUUUUGAAUAAUAUUACGAAAGCUCGUCUUAAUCUUGCUUCUACUUACUGAUGUUAAUUUAUCCAACCGGUUCUUCGUAUAGUGCACUACAACUUCUAUGCCAUAUAAAAACGUUAGAGGAGUACUUUAUUCAGCUAUCAAAACGUUUCAAGAAUAGACCGUAAGGCGAUGUAUUGGUUUUGAAACAUAUUCACAACAUUAGUCCAAAAUAGGAACUUAUCAUGGAAAAACAAACGACACUCCAUUAGGGUAGAUAGAAAUGAUUUUUAUAAAAAAAAUAUAAAUAAUAUUCACUGAAGGAAAAGCUGUGGAGAUCCUGAAGGCGGCCGUAAGUGUUGGAGAAAUAUUUAGCCAUUCAAGUAUUCGAUUCCUUUUGUUCAAUAAACUUUUCUUAAUUAAAAGGAAUAGUUUAAGAAAAAGACGAAAGUUAAAAUUGGCGUAAAAAUUGAUAUUACUGAAUAUAUGGUUGUAAUGGAGGCAAUGAGAGAUACUUAGAAUAUAUAUAACUGUUAGAUUGCGCACAAAACAGGCGAUGGUAAAACUACGUUUGAAUGAAAUCUAAAAUUAUAUUUUGUACCAAGUCAAGCAUUAAAAAUAAUCACAGCUUAAUUAGCUCUUGGCACUUGAUAAAUAGUACUGGAAAAUUUUGUCUCUGUGAUCGUAAAAACUGAUUGUAUCAGUGGUGGCAAACGUAAAGCAAAAUAGUUCGGUGUUAAUAAAACUACAUAAAAAUGUACAUGAUGGACGAGUCACAACCGAAAACGUUGUACGUUGGUAACUUAGAUGCAUCAGUAUCAGAAGAGCUACUGAUAGCACUAUUCAGUCAAAUGGGUCCUGUCAAAAACUGCAAGAUCAUACGGGAGCCCGGUAAUGAUCCAUAUGCUUUCAUUGAAUACUCGACUUAUCAGGCGGCAACUACUGCAUUGACUGCAAUGAAUAAGCGGUUGUUUCUGGAUAAAGAAAUAAAGGUUAAUUGGGCCACUAGUCCUGGGAAUCAGCCAAAAACAGAUAUUAGUUCACAUCAUCAUAUUUUCGUUGGUGAUCUCAGCCCAGAAAUCGAAACAGAUAUGCUACGUGAAGCAUUUGCGCCCUUUGGUGAAAUAUCCAAUUGCCGUAUCGUAAGAGAUCCACAAACAAUGAAAUCGAAAGGCUAUGCUUUUGUAUCAUUUGUCAAGAAAGCAGAAGCGGAAAAUGCGAUACAAGCUAUGAAUGGCCAGUGGAUAGGUUCACGUUCUAUUCGAACGAAUUGGUCCACAAGAAAACUGCCACCACCGCGUGAAUCCAGCAAAUCUGGCGGUGGCAUGGGCAUGAAAGGACAUAUUCGACAUACUUUUGAGGAGGUGUACAAUCAGUCAAGUCCAACAAAUACCACCGUUUAUUGUGGAGGCUUCCCGCCGAAUGUUAUUAGUGACGAAGUAAUGCACAAGCAUUUCAUUCAGUUCGGUCCCAUACAAGAUGUACGCGUUUUCAAAGACAAAGGUUAUGCUUUUAUUAAGUUUGUCACUAAAGAAUCAGCAGCACGCGCCAUUGAGCACACUCAUAAUUCGGAAGUGCACGGCAAUCAGGUGAAAUGCUUUUGGGGCAAAGAAAAUGGUGGUGAUAAUUCAAUGAACAACGUGGCGGCAGCGUCCGCGGGGGUAGCAGCUGCAGCAGCAGCUGCGGCCGCUGCCGCCGGCACCAUUAUAACGCCAGGUAUACCGACAACUCCGCAACAAGCGGCAGCAGCCGCCGUAGUGGCCAAUGCAGCUGCGGCCGGGGCAGGAAUACCAGCUCAAAUGAUGACACAACAGCAGCUGGCUGCUGCCGCGCAGUACCCCUACGCGGCAGCAUACCAACAAAUGGGUUAUUGGUACCCGCCUACAUUGUUUACACCGUUACAGGGCUAUCCGGCCGCUCAAAUGCAAACUCAGUACAUGCAACAAGGUUACUAUCCGUACACUUAUGCUAGUGCUCAACAAGCCGGAGCCGCAGGAUACCGCAUGGUACAGCCAAACGUCGCCUGGGGAGUUCCGGGUACUGUAGUGCCGGGCGUAACAGCAGCCACUGCCGCAGCUGCUGCAAAUGGAUCACUGGCACCGCAGAUGAUGUACAGCGCUGCCAUGCCUCAGUACCAGGGUCAAUGAAGCUGAUAUGCCCGUCAUAGUUGUUGCAGCAAGUGGGUGAUACGCAAGGUGAAUAUAUUGAAAGGCAUCAGAAAACCACACCGCGCAUAUACAUGUCCAAAAUAAGAUUUUGAGGGCAUGUAAUAUCAAAAAAGCUCAAGUUGUGACAAAUAAAAUCUAAUUAUAUCCUCUUUUGGUGCGUUAUCAUGGACAGCAUUAUUUCCGUAUAAUGAUAUUAUAAUGCUCACCCCCCAACAACUGCAACAAUCGCAAAACAAUUAAAGUGACUCUAAUCUCAAAACUGAAUCAUAGCCCUCUUUGUCUCUAAUAUUGGAUAGAUAAAGAGAACAGAAUAAAAUUGGAAUGUAAAGAAUAUAUAGGUUGAGAAAUACCGCAGCCGAUAUAUUAAGCAUGGAAGGAGGUCAUUUCAUCCAAUUGUUUUAUAUGCAAGCGGUUAAAAUCAGUUUCUUAAAACGAAAAGAAAAAACGUACAACGGAAACUUCAAAACUUGUAAUUUUGGCUACAAUCUCGAAAGGAAAACAAAGAUUAUAAAGAGAAGUUAGAAAUUAGGUCGUUGUUAAAUAGAUUAUAUUUAAAAUAAAGAGAACUUAAUUAUAUCAAACGAUCGAAGAGAACUACGAAAAGUUACAAAUUAUUGCAACAACAAAAACAUACUUUGCUAUGAACAUAACAUUUGUAAGCAAUUUUACUUAAUAUAGCGAGAUGAUUUUUUUUACUUUUCAAUAGAUAACACAGCUUCAGAGGGCAAAGCACAUCACUUCGAAUCUAUUUUGAAAUGGGAAAAUGUGGCAUGAGCUCCAUCAAUCAGGACACCAACAACAAAAAAAUAUUGUAAGAAACUAUUGCAAGUGGAACUUGGCCGGGCGGGUAGAGUAAAUGAUCUAAUCCAUUCUACAUUAAAAGUAACAAGUUAGGAUAUUUAAUUUAAAGGAAAAAUAAACUUAGAAGAAAAAUGUGUGACGAGCUUUACAGUAAGUACGAUGUCUACACACACUAUUAAGCGUGUUUGUUACCCGCAAAAAAAUAAACGAAACGUAGUUAUUAAGUAAGAGGUGAAUACGUUGAAUGGAUGCAACCGAAACAAAAAAAAAA
Molecule: messenger RNA, 3444 nt
Organism: Rhagoletis pomonella (apple maggot)
Lineage: Eukaryota; Metazoa; Arthropoda; Insecta; Diptera; Tephritidae
Gene: Rox8
Product: nucleolysin TIAR
Exons: 5
Coding region: 960-2351 (463 amino acids)
Cellular component (GO): ribonucleoprotein complex; cytoplasmic stress granule; cytosol
Molecular function (GO): poly(A) binding; poly(U) RNA binding; mRNA 3'-UTR binding
Source: RefSeq, a predicted model, not a curated record